ACCGGAAGUUGUGCGCGAAGACAAGCACCGUAAAGAUUUAUACAAUCUUUAUAAGUAUAUAAUAUAGAAUAUAUUGUUUGAUUAAGUGUCUUUGUUCUCAGACCAUGUUUUCACGUGACUUUGCUUGGGGAGCGGGAAGUGCUGCGUAUCAAAUAGAAGGUGGUUGGCAGUCAGACGGCAAGGGACCGAGUAUCUGGGACACAUUCUGUCAUGAGAAAGGCAAAGUGUUUCAGGAGCACAAUGGAGAUGUGGCCUGUAAUAGCUACGAGCUAUGGGACAAAGACCUGGAGUGUAUCCAGCAGCUCGGACUGACACACUAUCGCCUGUCCCUCUCCUGGGCCCGCCUCUUGCCCGAUGGGACCACACGACAUGUCAAUCAAAAAGGUGUGCAGUACUACAACAAGGUGAUUGAUGAUUUGCUGGCCUGCAAUGUCUCACCUAUGGUCACGCUUUACCACUUUGACCUGCCUCAGGCUCUUCAAGACCAGGGGGGUUGGAAGUCUGCGGGUAUAGCAACCCUCUUUGACAGCUAUGCCAAGUUUUGCUUUGAAACAUUUGGAGACAGAGUCAAGCUUUGGCUCACUGUCAACGAGCCGCGCGUGUGUGCCAAAAUGGGCCAUGAAGAUGGCAUCCAUGCCCCAGGGUUAAAGGAACCGGGGACCACUGCCUACCUUGUGGGCCACAACAUGUUGCGUGCCCACGCCAUGGCCUGGCAUACCUACAACUCCUUCUACAGGCCCAAGCAAAAAGGUGCAGUGUCUCUGGCCAUUAACAGUGAUUGGCUUGAGCCACUAAACCCAGGUUGCAAGGAGGAUAUUGCUGCUACAGAACGUGACCUCGCGUUCACCCUCCAAUGGUUUGCCUGGCCUGUGUUUGUUACUGGAGAUUAUCCAGAAGUAAUGAGAUCGGCCAUCGACACUCAAAGUGAGAAGAUGGGAUACAGUGGCAGCUCAAGACUGCCCAGGUUCUCAAAGGAUGAACCUGCCAUUUUAGGCACAGCUGACUUCUUUGCAUUGAACUAUUACACGUCACGCAAAGUCAAGGCAGGAGGAGAUUGCGGGCAGAUGUGUAUGAGGAGCGACCAGAAUGCAGAAGAAGUUUUGGAUCCAUCCUGGCCCAUCAGUGGGGUAUUCUGGUUGGCGGUUGUCCCCACUGGCUUAAGGAAACUUCUGAAAUACAUUAAGGACACUUUCAACAACCCACCAGUCUACAUCACAGAGAGUGGCUUCUCUCAGGUGGGGCCGCUGCAGAUUAAGGAUGUCCAGCGUUGUGAGUUUUACCGAGACACCAUAUUGGAAAUGGCUAAAGCUAUUGAAGAAGAUGGGGUCAAUGUCCGUGGAUAUUUUGCGUGGUCACUGUUGGACAACUUUGAAUGGACAGACGGCUACAGUGUCCGCUUUGGAUUGUUUCACGUGGACUUCUCCGAUGCAAUGCUGAGUCGAACCAUAUACAUGUCUGGAGAGGAGUAUGCCAAGAUUAUUACUAAACACAAGAGAGCCAUUGAUAACUGAGACGUUUCUAAAUGAUUGUUUUAUUUCUGACACAACUUCGUCACUGCCAAUGAAUGUAUUUUCAGUUCAGGGUUAGGGCUAGCCAGGUAGUAAGAAAACAAGUCAGCUUGCUCGACUGUCUCUUGAGGAAACCUGACUGCAGCAUGUGAAACAGGGACACAGGACAGAUUCAUUGCAACAUAAAUUACUAUUAUAUCAUGCCCAAUUUCCUGUCACUCAUCACGAGCAGGGCUAAAGCAGCGGCUGCAGAGCAAACACACGGGUACAUUGUAUUCACCUCUGCGUAAUAGCAAUUAAAUUGAUGGUGGUAUGUUGAAUAACAGCAUUGUUAUGGGAUUCUGUUCAGACUUGCACUUCACAUGUAUAUACGUAAGUUGACAAGUUCUGGCAGUAGCUUCCAAAUAAAUCUACCUGCUUAUGGUAACACGAGUCGUGUGGAAGUUUCAGCUUGAUUGACAGGUCUGUGUCUGUCGGUAUCGUAAUGCAGGGGCUGAUACAGGUGAGAAGGCAAUGCUAAAACGAAGACUGCGACAUGAUUUAUUUCCCUCUUGCAGACACAGCACUGAAUUUCCGCCCUAUGUAACAUGUCCACAUGGCAAUUACAGUGUGCUCCAGGAGUUUGCGUUUGAAUUUGACAUGAGUUAAUGUCCUGGAUUCCCAAAUUGAUGGAUUUCCCAAAAGGAACAUUAUGUAACUCACCGCACUGAUAGCCAUUUUUUUUUUAAUGACAUCUGAUCUGAACCCUCAACUUGCUCAAUCUGAUUCUGGCAGUUGGAGUUUGCGAUCACCAUAUAAAUACAGACCGUUUACCGUGCUCCUUAUUUCAUGUCAAGUGAUCAAAAUGAUUGUGAUGCUUUCAGAUCUUCAGGUUUCAAAAUUCAAAAAAUUACACAGUAUUUAAGAGUCACAAUAAUAUUGAUGAAAGUGCUAGGACAAACAACAUAAGCUGCCAAAGUUGUGUCUAGUUUUCUUUCUUUUCUUUUUUUAGAAAGUUUAAACUGUAUUUGCAAUCAAGUUCAAGAUAGUGUUAAGUAAAAAGACUGUACACUGUAGAUUAUAUUUGAACGACAAGGAAGAAAUAAACACAUCAAACAGCACA
Messenger RNA from Solea solea (common sole), 2610 nucleotides. RefSeq names its product cytosolic beta-glucosidase (gene gba3). Gene Ontology annotation, biological process: carbohydrate metabolic process. Bases 105 to 1511 code for a protein of 468 amino acids. Gene Ontology annotation, molecular function: hydrolase activity, hydrolyzing O-glycosyl compounds. NCBI's taxonomy places the organism in Eukaryota, Metazoa, Chordata, Actinopteri, Pleuronectiformes, Soleidae. The transcript is spliced from 5 exons. The record is from RefSeq and is a predicted model, not a curated record.